Molecule: messenger RNA, 13878 nt
Organism: Capsaspora owczarzaki ATCC 30864
Lineage: Eukaryota; Filasterea; Ministeriida; Capsasporidae
Exons: 5
Coding region: 1-13878 (4625 amino acids)
Source: RefSeq, a predicted model, not a curated record
AUGAGCGAUUCUGCAGGUGGAGGUGGCGGCGGCGGAGGAGGUGGUCCGCCGACAACCCCAACCAAGCAGCCGUUCCAUCCACACGCCCAUCACCACACUCACAACCACCAUAAUCACCAUAGUCACCACAAUAACCACCACCAACACCACCACCAUCACCAUCAUCAUAGUAGCAGAGGCGGUCAGCAGCCAAGCACUCCAACCAAGCAGUACCCACCGUCGUCGUUUGCAGCCAGCUCGCCCGUCGCCGUUGCUGGUACUGCUACUGCGACUGCCAAUGUUAAUGCUGCUGCUGCUGGACAUGGUGGCACGACCACUGCAGCGAUCGCGUCGACUCGGCGGCGCUUCUUGCACUCGUUCGAGCCAGAGUCAGCAGCCUCGGCGUCCAGCAGCGGCGGCGGCGGCGGCGGCACCACGCGGCACUACUUGAAUCCGUCCAUGUCUAUGGGCAGUGUUGCUAGUGCUGGUGGCGGCGGUGCGGACGCUGCAGACGCGGUCGACGCUUCACUCGCGCCACUCAUCUCAGUCUCGUUCGACCCGGCUUCAGCCGCCGCCGCCGCUGCUGCUGCCGCCGCUGCUGCUGCCAUGGCCAUGUCCUCGUCGUCGAGCUCGACCUCGUCGGUGACCACGGGCGCCGUCGGGGCUGGACUGCCGUUCGCGGGCGCUGUCACUACGCCGCCUGCAUCGCUCCAGCAGCAGCCGGCGUCGUCGUCGUCGUCGUCGCAGAGAUUGGUGCUGGACAAUGUGACGCUGAGCGAGAUGCACACGCUGCGGACAUUCACUGUGACGAGCCUGGUCGCAAUGCCCGUGAUGGUCCGCCUCGCUUCAACGCUGGGCAAGCAAAUCCACUUUCAAUCCAACAAUGAGAAUCUGCUGCAGGACGGGUCGACCAAGCCAGUGACCGAAUGCAACGUCCUGUUCAACCAUGUCGACAUUGUCGAUCAAGUCGUGCUGUCGCCGUUUGAAUCAAGGCGGCUCGUGCUGGCGUUCCAACCAGAGGCGCGUCGCGGCGAGGCGUCCAGUAGUGCUGCGGUCGCGGACAGCGAUCGCGAUAGCAUCAACCUCGAGGCAUACAAGUCGUUUGAUAUCUCGGGCAAGUUGCUCUUCACCAGCAGUCUGCUGUUGCCCGACCUGAUUUCUCCAGAGCCCUCCGUGCCGCCAUCGCCAACCAGCAUUUCUGGGUCGUCGUCGUCCUCGCACGCAUCGACACAUCCGCCAUUGCCUAUCGUUGGUCUCAACAGCGACGUGACGGGGGCUCCCGUCAAUCUUCAGUCGGAUACAGUGCCUCGACAACUCACAGUCCGGUUUCGUGCUCAUGUGUGCAAGUCGGUCUUUCGCAUCGAUCUGACCGACCGCGAGCUCGCGUUCGACGACUGCGUUGUGGGCGGGGCCUAUGUCAAGGAGUUUACUGUGUGGAAUCGCUCUGACAUUCCCGUGACCUUCUUUGUGACCGUUUCGACCGAGCGAGGCGAAAGUGUCAUGUGGCAUCCUGGUGUGCCCGCUCUCGAGGGCGCGAGUGCCAAUGCUGACCAUUCGCUCAGCAAAGCCACCACCAGCAGCAGCAGUGCGAUCGGCAGCAAUAGCCACAACAAUAGCACGAACAACGGCGGCGACAGCACGGAGGGAUCGACUCUCUCGGCUUCCACAUCGUCUGAUAACUUGAGUGCAUCGCAAUCGUCCGAGCAACUCAACAGGGAUGGCCAAACCGCGCUCGGCAAGACUUUGGUUGAGCCCACAUCGACCGCGACCCAAAACGCGGGCAUGGGUUCUCGUGUGCGCUCUGACACGGGCUCCUCCUCACUCGGCGACGAGCAGCAACCAGCCCCGGCGUCCUUGCAGCUUGCCAGUGGCUUCCUUGUCGAGUGCACCGAGUACGAAACGGGCCUACCAUUGCAACAAGCGACACUGUUGUCAUUUUCGCAGUGUCGCGUGCGCGUCGCCUUCAAGCCGCGGCAAGCAGGCCAGGCCGAUUUUGUCAUCCUGCUCGAGAAUGCACUGGACUCCAGCAAUACCGCAAGCAUUGCUCUGCACACGCACACCACCCUGAGCAGUCGCGAGACGAGCUUGGAAAUUCUCGGCAAUUCCAAUUUGGAUUUUGGCGAUUGUUACACGGCCAUGCCCUGCAUGCGCAUUGUCACUUUGCGCAACAGCACCGACACAAGCAUGGAUGUUGACUUUCGUAGCUGCCUUUCCAAGGAAAUCUCUGCGCACUUGUUCACGCCCCCUGCAGACAUUUCCGAGCAAGAUGUGGUGCUGGCCAUCAACCUCAUGUCGCAGCAACAGCAAAACGCCCUCGUCCGCGACCCGCUUCCUGCGCUGAGCUCUGCGACCACGGUCGCCCAACGGCAUCGUCGACAACACUUGUCCCAGCUUUUGCUUCAGCUGCUGUCUGGCAAUCGCGAAGAGAGCCAGCGCAUUGAAGAGUGCAACAUUCCACCCGGUCGUCACCAACACGUUGCCUUGCGGUACAUCCCAACAACGGUCGAGGUUGCCACAACAACAACAACGGGAGACGGCGAUGGGGAUGCCAGCAAUAGCAACAGUGGCAGCAACAGCAGCGGCAGCAACACUGGCAACAACAGCACCAACACCAAUACUAGUACCGGCAACAUGAGCAACAACAGCACCACAGUCACUAAUAGUGGCAGCAAUGCUUCAAACAACGCAUCAGGGCAACCCACGGGUGCGGAUACUGUCACCUCGAGCUCCGGAGCCCCGGCCGGUUUGGACGCAAGUACCACCGCCAUUCCCGCAAAUCCUCCAGCCGCCUCAACGCGGCUGACGCGACGCACUUUUAGGUUGCUGCUCCGUGGUCUCGAUGCCAACGACGUGGAGCUUGAACGGCGGACGCUGCAUUGCCGAUCCCGCGUGUGUCAGUCACGCAUCAAGCUCUCGCGAAGCUCAAUCAACUUUGGCGAUUCGGAUGUUGGAACUGCUCAGAUGGUCGAUGUGCAAAUAACCAACUUGUCUGAUUUGCCGGCGCGCAUUCAAGUCCGGUAUCAGAGCAAGAUUAUCACAUGUCGCACGGACGUCAUUGUGAUUGCUCCUCGGCAGGUCCAGGACUUGCGAGUGGCCAUCUGUCCCCGGAAGGUCAAUCCAGAGUACCGCAAACAGAUCACCGUGUCCAAUCUUUGCAACCGUGAAGACAACCAAGUCCUGAGCAUUGCCUCCAAUAACGUUGAUCAGCACGGCGUUACCUUCCACUCGCUCUUCUACACUGUGCAGACUGGAUUCCCGAAGGGCGCCAUCCACUUUGAGAAUGUGGUGGUCAACAGCCCCGGCCUUCGCGUCAUGGUGAUUCGAAAUAUCACAGACAAGCCAGUGACCCUCCACCUCACAUCGACCUGCCCUGGAGACAUGGCGGCGUACAUUCCGGCAUCGCUUCCCCAACCUGUGGCGAGCGGACUGGCGGCAUCAUUUACCCCGUCCUUCCACAUUCCCGCACCGUCCAUUGAGGUGGCAGCCGCAGCCGCCGCCGCCUCCUCGGAGGCCAACACCCAAGGUCGCAAGGUUCCUGUUGGCACCGUUCUUGCCCAAAAGCCGCAGUCUGAAAAGAAGGAGCAGUUUCUUGAGCGGGUGGAGGCGCGCCGCGCGUUCUCGAGCAAACUAGACCGCGGUUUUUCGUCUCAGCCUUCUCAGCAAGCGUCGCAACAGCAACAGCAGCAGCAACAGCAGCAACAGCAACAGCAACAACAACCUUCACACAGCAGCAACAGCAACAACAGCAGCAACAACAGCAGCAGCAACAGCAGCACCAACACACGCCUGGAAUUGAGCAAUGCGACUACUACUUCACCGCAACCGACACCGUUGGAUGCUUCUCAAACGCUACCAUCCACGGCAACAGCAAUGGCUUUGGAUGGAAAUGCGACUGUGCUUGGUUUGCGGCGUGGUUCGGCAAGCCAGCGCUCCUCAUUCCGUCCGCCACCUCGAGACGCCGAGAUUGGGUAUCCUUUGAAAGCAUCUGCUACAAUUUCUGGCAGCGACCCUGCCUGGCAGCUCUUUUUCGAAGAACAUCGUCUGGCCCUGCUCGAUUCGACGAUCGAUUUGCACUCGACGCGGCUGAGCCGGCCCACUCCCUUGUCGGCCAUCGCCACCACAGCAUCCGAACCUUCUGUUACGCCCAUUGCACAGUACCUUGAUUUGGCGGCUCCCAUCGCCGCUAUUCGCAAGUACCAGGACGCCGGGACAAUCUCGCCUCGAACAUGGCUGCAUGAGCGAGCCGGGGACACGGACGACAAUUUUGCUGAUGAAGAAGAGUCUGGACGAUUGAGCGCCGGCAAGAGCUCGAGUACCAAGAAUCUGUCUACCGCCGACGACGCGCAGCUACUCCAACGACGGCUUGCCGCUCUCGCUGACGCUGUUGGGUCGACCGCCCCACCCGGUGAAUCAAGCGCUGGCACCACUGCCCGGACACACUCUGCCUUCUCCGCCCUUCCGUCUCGAGCCGCGAGCAGCGCAGCAACAGGCGCAGCAGCAGCAGCAUCAGCAGCAUCAACGUCAUCAGCGACAGGGGGAUCUGCUCAUGGAGGUCUGUUGCCUGAUUCGAGUGCUGUCUCCGAGGUGGAGGCCGCAAGCUUCAUGUCGUCUACACCUGCGUCCACCGCACCCUCGACCUUUGGUGCCAUGCCGGCCACUCGCACGCUUGAUGACCUGGCGAAAGACUUUGAAGAACGUGCAACCAUGGCUGGAACCUUCACCAACCCUUCUCUCGAGGAGGAAUACAUCCGCAAGCAGUUUGCACUGCGUCGCGAGCUGGAAAAGGCCGUGCAUGAUCGCCGUUUGGUUCGCUGCUCGUUUCUCGACAUUGCCCCAGAGUCUCGCGUGCGUGUCUUUGUCAUCUUCAUGCCGACCUCGCCCUCUCUUGUCGCAAAAGUGACUGGCAAACUCAAAAACGUCGAGGAAAAGAUUUUCAUUCGCUUGGUUCGUGCAGACACCACUCGUGUCUUGACCUCCUUCCGUCAGCCUAGCGCCCUUAUCGAGACGUAUUCUGGCAUUUACGAAACCGGCGGAAGUGCGGAAAAGGCUUCUCCGGGCAGUUCCGCUGCAGCAGCGCAGUCUUCUUCGGCGGCAGCUGCUCAUCACCAGCUCGCGAAUCUUGGAGCCACCGCGAAUGAAGCAUACGACAGCUUGAGCCUGCGCAUUGAUGGUCGCCCGUUGCCUGUUCGUGAAAUCCCGACGCACGCAAAGCUGUGUCGAUCGACCAUCCACGUCACACAAAAGCACAUCAACUUUGGCUCCCUGAUGCGGAACGAGCAGCGAGCCCGUUCCCUGCACAUUCUGAACGGCGCUUCAGUCCCCUUGCUCUACCGCAUCCAGCGAAAUGGGUCGGUUGCGUCGAGCGACUUGGGCUUCAGCGAAGGCCGUUUGGGCGUGAUUGUGCCGUUUGGCAGUCGAGAUGUGAACUUUGUCUUCCGCCCCACGAUGGCAGGUCGAUUUGAUGAGCCGGUGACCAUCGAGAACGUUCAAGAUCCGGCCAAUUUUGUGGUGCUGCAAUUCAAGGCGAACGUCAAGCGAGCCCCGACAUUCUCACUCAAGACGCGGCGCAUUGACUUUGGCGCGGUCAUGUUGAAUCUGCUUUCUCAGGCUCAUGAGGUCAUCGUGACCAACACGUCGACCAAACUGCGCACGUUCAAGAUCUCCUAUGAUUCGUCUCGAACGCAACAGGUCGUGCACCAACCGGCGGAUGAUAGUAAUGCCGCGGCCCCUGCUGCUUUGGUUCCAUCCUCCGCGUUCACGUCUCGCGUUUGGUUUGAAUUGGACCUUUCGUCUGGCGGUAUCAGGUUCACCAAGGAGACCGAGGAGCAAAUCGAACAGAUUGAGCAAAAGAUCAAGAUUGCUGCGACCAAGAAAAACACUGUCAAGGUGAAAAAACUGACGAGUAAACUCGAAAAGCUCAAGUUUGGGGACCAUCCGCCGCUCUCAACGCAGUCAUCCAUCGGCGGCAAUCACGAGGACGACAACGCCUCUGCCUCUGACGUCUUGACGGACGACGAGGACGACACCACGACCGAUUCGGGAACGCUGCCGCGGCACCAAUCUUCCGCUUCUCGGUCAGUCUCUGUUACUCCUUCCACGGGCCCUGCUCAUUCGUUGAAACCGCGGGUCGUUGAAAACGAGUUGAUUUUUGUGGUCGAGCCUGGACGAGUUCAGCGGGUGCUUGUGUACUUUCGUGUGGAGCAGCGGCGCGAUGCUUCCGCGUCCUCGCCUGUCACGUUUGUGGACGUGUCGUCAAGCUUGCUCGUCCACGAGCAGCGGAAUGCCGACGUGUACAAGGAAGUAUCCAUCAAGGCGAGCGCUUGUUCCACGUUGGCCAUUUUCACCCAGCGAGCGGCAGUCAUCCGCCGAACCGCCACAAUCGCUCUCGAUGUUUCUGCUCCCAGCUCUCCGCUCGAGUAUGCGAGUAGCUCGCACGCUGUGAAACCAACAGACGCCGGCUCUGGCGUGUCGUCGUCGCAGCCCCUGGCAGCGCGCAGCAUGUCUGGUUUGUCAGAGCGUGAUCCGUUGGAUUCCCGCGCUUCCCUCUACGACGCCGGCACCACCGCUUCAUCGUCGAAAUCGUCAUCCAUUUCGGCGUCGCCCGCGGGCGGUGUUUCGGCCCAAAAGGACGCAAUGUCCCCAGGCCCUUCUCCAAUCUCUCCGCAGCUGGCCUCCACGCCUGGCAGCUCCCCACACGCGCAAGCGAACACAACCCCGCUGAAUGCCCUCACCAGCGCUGUUCCUGCAGCAGACAGUUUGGGGCAAGAGCCGUUCACGCUCACUCCGUCGGCUUUAGGUACCGGCGACGUGCUUGUGCUUUCCCCGACAGAAAUCUCCCUUGGCGAAGUUGACGUGAACUGUCCCACGCAGUCGUCCUUCACCAUCACAAAUACGGGCAUGACGGAAGUUGUCUUUGUCAUUUUGGAGCGACGCGAUUACACCGCUUCCGCGAUUGCGCCGUCGUCUGGGCACUUUACCAUGUCGGCCUCAGCCACCCCGUCAGCUUGGUCGUUGCCUGCCUCGGCCCUGGCAUCCCCAAUCGGACCUUCUCCCCUGUUUUUGACGUCGUUCGGACAACUUGUCCCAACUUCACCCCCAGCCUCGAGUGCCGCUGCGAUUGCGAGCGCCAUUGCGACAAGUGCGGCCGCCGCGUCACCAGGGCUUGCAAGUGGCAUUGCUGGAAGCGUGGGUGGCGUCACAGGAAGCGCUGGCGGAUUUGCGUUGCCUCCUCUGGUAGCGGCCUCAAACAGCUAUAGCGUCCCACCUUCAUCCACUGGUGGUUCGGCAGUCUCGAAUAUGCCCACAGCGGUCGGCCCUUCCGGGUUCCGCUUUAGCACUCUGAAUGGCUCCAUUGCACCUGGGGAACAACGCGUCAUCUCUUUCACCUUCCGACCCCAGAUUGCAGGUCGUCAGCGCCAUGUUGUGAUCGUUCGCAACAUUCACUCCAAGACCGAGUCCAUCCUCACAGUGAACGUGACUGGUCGCCGUCCCCAGUAUCUUCGCUUCCCCGAGCUGAGCACUCUCGCAGGAGGUACCGUCGCCGAGACUGCCAAUCCCGCAUCGAGCACCCCAGCUUCGCUUGUCAGCUCGGACAACGACCUCGUGUUUGAUUGUGGUCUCUGCUACGUGGACCGAUCUCAGCGCUUUUCCAAGGUUUUGCCGCUCACCGUUCAAAAUUUGUCGUCCAAGCCGCUGGUCUUGCAAUUCUCAUCCAACCUGGCCAAGCAGAUUUUCUUUUUCGUCGAUGCUGCCGCGACCAUCCCGGCAGAGGAUGUGCCGUGUGCAGCAGAGGGCACGGUUGUUGUCCACGUUGCCAUCCAACCUCAGCUCAGCGAACAGGGCCGGGAGCAAGGCGCUUGUCGCGAGCUCAUUGGAGGCGUGAAAGUCAAAGCCUUCGAGUACACCCAACGCGGCGAACGCCCGCACAGCGCUCUGGAGCGCACGCCUUCUGGCGGAAGCGUCCCUCAAACACCAACUGCGAUUCAACUGCCCGGAGCAGCUUCCGCAUCGCCAGCAGCCAGCCUGGUCCUUGUGGUCGAAUCUGUCGUCAAGCUGCGCGCUGUUGUGGGCCAAAGCGUUGCCAGAACGUCGCAAAAUCUCCUCAACUUGGGCGUCGCAUCGGAACUGGGCACCGUGCUCUCCGGCACAUUUGUGCUCAGCAACGUUUCCACGCACCUUCCCCUGAGCUACGAGAUUGUUGCGCCGAACAACAUGACCGUUACCCCCGUGCAGGGAGUCCUCGCGCCUGCAGGCGUUGGUUACUCUGCAACUGGCUCUGCGAGCUCGAGCAACCUUGCUGGACUCCUUCCUGCUGCCGCGCAGCAGUCGGUUCUGCUCGAGUGCCGCUGCGACUCGUUUGGCUUUUACCAAGAGCGACUCCGCGUUGUCAAUCGUCACCAUCCUUCGCGUGAGUUGGAGAUUGUCGUUCGCUUUUUCGUGGACGAAGGGCUUGUGGACACGGACUUGCCUGUUGGCGACCACGGCGUGCAGCUGCUCGACUUUGGCAAUGUGUACAUUUGUCCCGAGGACGCUGUUGGCCUCACGCGCGGCAUGUCCAACCAAACCCCGUGGACGGUGCAACACCACAUCUCGACGGACUUGCCCGAGUUGUCUGCGCGGACUGUCCAUCGAUUCCAGACCUGCAUGCUGCUGAGCUCGCAGCCGGACGCAUACCGCUUGCGGCCGUUGACGGAUUUGAAUUUGCAAGUCACCACGGACUUUGGAAAGCUGACGUCCAGUGACGAGGAUGCCCUUCCACACCUCCAGCAGCUGCAAGGUGUGGCAGCCAAUGCGCUGGGUCAGACGGACGUGCGUCCGUGCGGGCGCACGUUCACGCUUGACGGGCUUUCUGCCCUGCCUCUGAAGGUGACCUAUCCACCGCCUCUCGAACUGAGCCGCAACAAGUGGGAUCGCAUUCUCGAGGGCGAGACGGUCGAGUACUAUGGCAUCUUGCUGCUCGAGCGAGUGGGACUGGACGCGAGUGGGCCACAGACGCCCGGAGCCCUGCGCUCUGCUGCUGAAGACUCGGCUCCUCAAGAGGCCGAUCCAAUGGCCUCCGCUUUGCCACUCGAUUCCGCUGCGGCGCACGCCUCCACGGCCGACCGCAUUGGACGGCAGAUGGUCAAGGUCAUUGAACUGCAUUGCCAGUUUGCGCUUUCCGUCGGUCGUAUCGAACGGCCCUCCGUCCAUUUGGGCGUUGUCGGGUACCGCAAUGCUUGGAAACCGGUCGACUUUUACUUUGUUGUGAGUAAUCUCUCGGCCGUUCCGUUGUACUAUCGAAGUGGGCCAAUCUCCUCGUGCAUUACUGUUGCAGACUUGGACACCAAGUCGAACGGGGUCGGAUGCAUUCCGGCCAAGUCCUCUCGCCGAUUCGAGGCAACGCUCCAUCCACGUUUGAUCGCCACAGAGCGUGCUGGUUCCCAGCACUUUUCGAUCUCGCUCGUCAACUUGAACAAUCCCCACAACGCCAUGCAGCUGUCCGUCGUUGCUCAAGUCACGCAUUUCGAGUUGAAUUUCGGGCAUCUCAGCGCGACCGAGCCGCGUACCAUGAGGCUCCCCUCUGUGGCCAUUCCCGCCGUCACCGAUGCGGCCGUCUGUGAAGAAUGGAUUUCCGUCCAAAACAGCGUGCCGUCCGACGAGAGCGUCAAGUUUAGCGUUUGGUGCGAGCUUUUGGAGCCGCUCCGCGAUUGCCUUGAUGCGCAGCUCCUCUUCCGCUUAUCGACCCGGACCGUCAGUGAAUUUUCCCUCGCGACUGGUGAAUAUUUAGAGAUGCGCGUGCGGGCUACCGCUCGCUCCAGUCACCGCGCGCCGACUCGCGCUCUGCUGGACGCAGCUCGAUUGGCUUGCGAGGUGGAGCGUAAAUCCGCUGGUCUUGCCAUGCCAAUGUUGCAAGACAACGAGUUGGUCAUCGGUUUCCUCAAGUUCCGAUCCGUUCAUGCGGAUGCGAUCGAUUUGCUUCCCGCCGUCAGUGUCUGCAUUGUUGGGUCUUUCGCGGCAAGCAAAACGCUCCUGUUAGCGCCCACCGCGCUCCAGCUUAUUGCCCGCCCCCUCGACUAUUCCGACGAAUCCAACUCGUCCUCCGAGGGACAUUCAUCCUCGGACGACCACGACGACGAGAACGGCUCCGAUUCCGACCAGGACUUUGGAGACGAGCGACAGCCAUUGCAAUUUGUGAGCGACUUGUAUGACGAUCUGCCAACAGGCUCCACUUCCAACCGACAACGGCGGCACGGUCUAGACCGGCGGACACGACGGGAAGAGCACAAGACACGCAAGCCACGGCGACAGCAGCCAAUGUUGGUCCCAGCCAAACAAAUUGAAACGGUUGUGCUGCGCAACCCUUGCGUCAACACGUCCGUGUUGUUCAGGACGGGUCGCAUUCUCGUCAAGGGCGUCAACCAGCAACCAGAUCAACGUCAGCAGUCCUUUGACGGCAGCGACAGCGCAGUCAGCCCUGCGAGCGACGCUGAGGAUUCCGAAGCCAACCACCUCCUUCUUGUGGAGCCAUCGAGCGGGGCUAUUCCACCCGGCGCCACCAUGACGUUGACCGUCCGACUGAGCGAUGAUUUUGACAUUGAGAGCUCAUUCGUGGUUGAGCUGCAAGUGCUCGACGUGCAUCCUGACACGUCGUUCGCGGCCGUCCUUGAAGUCGAGAUUGUGGCCCACAGUGAUGCAGUGGCAUCUCGCCUUCGGUUGCAGCAUUCAUUCGACUAUGACGAUGACGUCGACGUCAACAAUCGCCUCGCGCUGCUUGACCGAUCCGGCUCUGGCUCUGGGUCGAGUGAGCCUGGCGUGGCUCCAACAAGAGCGACCACCGACGUGGCAAGCCAACCACGCCGCUCGCUCAAGCACGAGCGCAUGUCGGCCUUGUUUGCCCUCGGCGGUUCUGGAGGUUUCCAUUCCGAGCCUUCUGCGCUUUUGGUGGCAUCUCACCCCUUGGUGCUGUCCAACCAGCUGACCAUGUGGCAGCAGCGUGGUCAGGAGCAACAGCCGUACGACGGUUCGCCUAUAAACCACCGUUCAUCUGCCCCAACGCGGCGUGCUUCGUCGGCAGGACGCAGCAGUGGCAUGUCCAGCGAUUCGAUGGACGAUUCCAACUCAUUCCUUCUAGGGCGCACACAGUCGGUGCACUCUGUGAUUGCUGAAGAGGAUGGUGCCGCAAUGCUCUCGACCUCGCCGUCCUCUGGCGCAGGCACGUCGCUCUCACCGGGAGCCUUUGUGUCUCGGCUGUACUCGAGAAAGCACACGCGAUCGUCAUCGUCCUCUGCCUUGAUGAUGCCCCUGAACCAGUCCGCGCGCCCGGACGGCGAGCUGGCUUCCUCACCAGGAAGUGCCGACCUGCUGCCUUUGCGCGCGAGCGGGGUCGAGUUGCUUUACUCGCGACGCGAUCCUCUGGAGCUUUGUGCAACCUUCAUCAUGCUCCAUCGAUGUGCUCCAGUGAUGGAAACCCACGUCAGUCAGUUCACAUCAAACUUUGAGCUCGACUUGGGCCAACUGCCUUGGGACAGUGGGUCUGUUCAGCGCGAGUUUGUUCUGGAGAAUUUGUCGUUUGAGCGCGUCGAGUAUCGCCUGCGGCUGCUUCGUGCGGAGGAUCGCCAGUGGCUCUCCCUUAGUCGAGUCGAAGGCGUCCUGGCUCCCAACUCGUUGCGCUUGACAUCGCAAGACGCAUCGCACACGGUCAGCAUCACCGUGUCGACCUCGCGGCCUGGAGUGCAGACCACGUUUAUCGUCCUGGACAACUUGACCAACACCCAAGACUUGAAAACCAUCCGCGUGACUGCCGAGGUUGUCUUUGCCCUGGUUCAACAGACGGGCAAAGCUCAAAAGGCGCUGGCCGCGCCAGGUGUCAGUGGCGCUUCUGCCAACAGCGUACAGCCAGGCGCAGGCACCGCAUCCGGCUUGGAAUCAAAGUCGUCAACGAGCGCCGUCCCAGUCGGUGCUGGCGGUUUGGGCAGCAGCAACCUCGCAGGCCCAGCUGCCGCAUCCUCAUAUUCCGGCGCAAGCAUGUCCGGAGUCGUUGCUGUCGGUCCCAGUGCGAUGGCUGUGCUCUUCCCUGCUCUGCCGUCCGGCAUGGGCAGCCCAGCGGCGGCAGUCACCAUGUCAACAUCAACAACGAGCACUGCACUCACGCCUGCUGUGUCCAGCAGCUCGAACAUGUUUUCUCAUCCUCUGGCUUCAGCGAGUGUACCCCACAACAACGAUGAUGUUGCCUCCCCCAUCUUGUUGCAUGGCUCGAUACCAUCGUUAGAAGACGUUUCGACGCCAAACACGCUUCUUUCAGCGUUCGGCAUCGCUCUCGCCGCUAACGAUCCAGGCGCGCCAGCAAAUUCCACGUCGUUGUCUGGGUCAGCUUCUGCCCAGUCGUCCUUGCCCAAUAGCUCGCUUCUUCAUUUGUCUCCUGACGCUCUGUUUACCAUCACUGUCGAGGGAUUGGAUAACGGUCCUGCGGUCAUCAACCUCGGCGAUGUGUUCUACGGCCACACGUACAUGUCACGCUCCUUUAUCAUCCAAAAUCGCUCGGCCCUCCCGCUCGAGUUCCUGCUGUCGUCGAAUUUGCCCUCUGAUGACCCCACAGAGCUGGUCUUAUCACUCGCUCGCUUGUCACCAAAGCUGUGCAAAACCGUUACCGUCGAUCCGCAAAGUUUCGUGACCGUCUUUGUGCAUCUCUUCCCGCAAUCGCGUCAGACUGUCGAUCCUUCUUCUGCAAGUUUCAACGAAGGCAUCUGGCGUCAAAUUGAAAUUUCCAUCAACUGCCGGCUGAUCAAAAACUUCCAGCGGGUCGUGACGGUUCAGGCCAUGAUGCGACACCCUGCGUUCUACAUGCCUGACCGCAGCUGCUUCUUCAAGGGCCGAAUCAACACCGCCGGUGGCAGUGAUGCCUUUGCCAUCGAUCCUUCGACAACGAGUCUCAUUUUGGAGAAUCGUGCCUCUUCUGCAGUUGGCUGUAUCAUUCGCAACGACACCAUGUAUUUUGAUGUGUCGCUCCGCAACGAGUCCGCGGCCGUUCCCAUGAAUCGUGUCUUGAUGCAUUCGCUCGAGUCCAACUCGCUUUACAUGCUCUGUAUCACGUUGAAGCUGGACACCAUCCGCGCCAAUCUUCGGCAGAUCAUGGCCGAAAAGUACUUGUAUGAACACAUCACCAUCUACAAUCGGCGCCGCUCCACGGAAAAGUACAUCAUUUCCCUGCGUUUGGCAUUCGGUCACUUUUCCCAGUUCCAUCGAGCACCGGGUCCUCGCAACUCGCACCUGUACUCGAGCCUGGAAGAGCACGUGGUCCGGUUUGUUGCAGCAUUCAACUCGCAGCUUCGGCCCAUUCUGCAUCUUUGUGAAACCGACGUGAGCACCACGUCCGACCGCGCGACCGCUCAAAUGUCCCGCAACCUUGCCACGUCCAUGAAUGUGCCUUCCUCCGGCACCAGCGCGUUGAACAAGUCUCGGACUGGCACAUCCCCACGUCCCAGCUUCACUUCUCUGGACCAGUUCCAGCUCCAGCUUUUGCACGAGUCGCUGGAAGAGCAACUUCUCCUCGAUUACGUGUACAUUGUGGACGAGCUCGUCUUCACUGGCCUGAAUAGCUUCUCGAUUCACUUCUUGUUCCAGCUCGCAACGCUGCUGUUCAGUCUGUUGCUCGAUCAAGAGGUGUUUACUGCACUGGGCCCAUGCGCGCUGACUCACGGCGCCAGCGGACGUCGAUGGCCCCCUCACCUUGCCAAAUGGGUGGAUGGACUUCGUAUCUUCCUCACCUACUUCCCGUCCCAGGUGGAUGCCGUCGCUCCAUUGAGGCAGCUGGCCCGGCGUCUGAUUGCCAGUCCGUCAGCUGCCGCCACGCCCUCAGCGCCCUUGUCAUCUUCAGCUCAUGUGUCUCACAGUAGUGCUGAUGGUUCCUCGACCACCCGUUGA